Molecule: messenger RNA, 474 nt
Organism: Juglans regia (Persian walnut)
Lineage: Eukaryota; Viridiplantae; Streptophyta; Magnoliopsida; Fagales; Juglandaceae
Product: SKP1-like protein 21
Exons: 6
Coding region: 1-474 (157 amino acids)
Source: RefSeq, a predicted model, not a curated record
AUGGUUCAAGCAUUGCCCGUGCGUGCAAUCAAAGUCGUUGAUUUCUUGGUGAUACUUGAUGAAGUUGUUGCUUUUGUCUGCAUUCAUUGGCUUGUUGGAACAUUUGAGAAUACAAAGGGGGCCGGAACCAACAGGAGUAAAAAAAAAAAUCGGAGGAGAAAGGAUCAAUCAAAGGUGUUGCACGAUCUUUCUUCUGCUUGCCAUGUUGGUGAGGUUAGCAAUGGUUUGUUUGCAUCUUCCAGUGCAUGUUCAAAAUUUCAGGAUUCUGCAGUUAUGAGUUUUUCCCUAAAGGUCGAGUUUGAUGAUGGUGAUAUUGAUGAUGAUAUAGAUCCUGCUUUGAAGGAAGAACUUGACAGGGAAGUGGAGGAUUUUGCACGAAGAUUGAAUUCAGAUUGGCCAGAAAGAAUGCAAGAAAUUUUAUCUUUGGGCCAAGAAAGAAGGCUGAUUACUCGUUUCUUAUUUGGUGGUUUGUAA